Molecule: messenger RNA, 705 nt
Organism: Trichogramma pretiosum
Lineage: Eukaryota; Metazoa; Arthropoda; Insecta; Hymenoptera; Trichogrammatidae
Exons: 4
Coding region: 1-705 (234 amino acids)
Source: RefSeq, a predicted model, not a curated record
AUGACAGUGAAGAAUAAAAAUGUUUCCGUGCUGAUGAUUGCUGCGAUCUGCUGCUGCUGCUCCUGCUCGUUGUUGGCGAACGCCGAGAUGCAUCAACGCAAGCCUCGCUUCAUCUCGUUCAACAAGAAUUCGGGAAAAGUUGACUUGGCCUUGGAUUUGUCGGUGCCGUUUUUAUCGAUUCCACUGGACAACAGAAAUGGUCAAAGUGGAUUGAGUAUGCCCCUGGUGAACAUCAAUACCAAGUCAUUGGCCGCUUUGGGUAUUCUCAUGGCUCUCAGUGCUUUUGUUCUGCCGUUGCUCAUUAAACAGACGACCGGAGUCGACAUGCACAAUGGCAAACCGGCUGGUCUGCACCAUCAGUACAGGUCCGAUAGGGCAUUGGAAGAAAACAGCUGGUCUUCGAUGAUCAGCGAAUCGUUGAACGAUAUAUUCCAGCGCGACGCGACUGCCACACCGUGCAUGCAAAGAAUCGCUUGCUCCGCCGUUCACUCGUCCAAGAAAUCCGACGAUCCAUCCAAUCUGGACACGAUAAUCGAGGAAGUUUCCAGCCACCGAUUGUUCGACAACAUGACCGGUGCGAGCAUGAAAAACGCCGUGGAUAAGGGGCGUACGGUCUCGAGCUUGGACGAAUGCGCCAACUUUUUCCAGGGAUGCAACAUCGAUUCGCAAGACAUAGCGAGUUUAUUCAAGAUUUUUAACAUUUAA